This is a messenger RNA of Rangifer tarandus platyrhynchus (Svalbard reindeer), 354 nucleotides long. Lineage: Eukaryota; Metazoa; Chordata; Mammalia; Artiodactyla; Cervidae. The record is from the annotation of a GenBank genome assembly.
AUGAAAGAGAAGGAGCAGAAGCAACACUUGAAGAGAAAAAUAACUUGUAGUUUGUCACUGAAACUUCCUAAUUCAGUUUUCAUGUGCUUAAUAAACGUCAGCUAUUAUCACUGUCAAUAUUACUGUUUUUCCUACUCCUGUGAAAAAUUUAUACUGUUGACAAUAUCACUGGAUCCAAAUCUACUAGGACAUUUAUUCAUCAAAGAACUUAUGUUCCUGAGGUUUUUAUCCUCCUGCUCCUCCACUUCCUUGUGCUUCAUCAUGCUUUAUUAUGGUAACCCACUCCAGUAUUCUUGCCUAGAGAAUCCUGUGGACAGAGGAGCCUUGUGGGCUGCUGUCCAUAGGGUUGCAUAG